AAGGUAAUUUACAUAAAGGAGCUUUGCCGAGGGAACAAUUAGCCCGGAUUAAAGAAGUUUUAAAAGCGAGAUUUAAGCAAGAAGUUUAUGAAGAGAAAGGAUAUUUACGAGUGCGGGAGUUCACUAGCCGCUUUGGUAAUUUAGGUUUUAAUUUGCCUGAUGGUCAGAUUAUUUUCACCACUAGUCCUAGCCAAGUUAAAGUGUCUUAUAGAAAGAGAAAGCCCGGGGGAGAUUUAGCUUAUUUUAAUAAAGAGUUAGCCAAGGGGGAAAUAAUCUUUGAAGUUAAGGAAAAGGAUGAAGUGGAAAAAAAAGAAGGGAACCGAACAAAGCGAAAAGACAAAAGAAGGUUAGCCAAAUUAGGGUUAGCCAUUUCGGAAGAGGUUAGCCAUGACCAGCCUUUAAAGGUUAGCCAAAGUUUAGCCGAGGUUAGCCAUAAUGUGCCGGAGGUUAGCCACUUAAAGCCAGUUAGCCACGAGGAGGUUAGCCAUUCGCCCGGGGAGGUUAGCCAAACGGGCAAGGUUAGCCAACUUAACUCCGAGCAGGUUAGCCACGAGGAGGUUAACCAUAAUUCGUCCGAGCAGGUUAGCCAUGAUGAGGUUAGCCAAAUUAGCCCCGAAAAG
Molecule: messenger RNA, 620 nt
Organism: Funneliformis geosporum
Lineage: Eukaryota; Fungi; Glomeromycota; Glomeromycetes; Glomerales; Glomeraceae
Source: the annotation of a GenBank genome assembly